This is a messenger RNA of Fusarium subglutinans, 1227 nucleotides long. RefSeq lists its product as uncharacterized. The record is from RefSeq and is a predicted model, not a curated record. The transcript has a single exon. Lineage: Eukaryota; Fungi; Ascomycota; Sordariomycetes; Hypocreales; Nectriaceae. The coding region runs from base 1 to 1227 and encodes 408 amino acids.
AUGCGAUUGCUAGGGGACUGGUUCAAUUUGAUCCACCCCCUAGCUCCGAUCUUACUCCGUCGUCGGUUCCUUCAGCGUCUUCAGCAAGGAGUAGCUGACGUUGACGCCGAGUUCUGUGGGCUCGUCAUUAGCGUAUGCGCAGCUACCAAAGCGACACUACCGCGGGGUGACUAUGGACCAGUGACUGUAGAUUAUUGUGUUGACUUCCUUGAUGCUCACGGACUACUCAAGAGUCAAUUUACCCGGGACUCCUUUAGUAUGGACAGGUGCAUCGCCUUGUACAAUAUCGGGACAGCCAUGAGCGCCACUACGAAAUCAGGGUUAAGCAGCAUGCGCGCCUAUCACGCCUUGAGCGAGGCUGCUGCAGGGGCUAGGUACCUGGCAUAUUAUCGGAUACAUGAGCAUGAUGAGGCUGAACAGCAGCUGUUGAGAAGACUCAUAUGGUUAUUAUUUGCUAGCGCAUGGUAUGUUGCGGCACUGGGAGUGGGUAAGCCGAGCAGCGCUAAUCAAGUCACAUAUCACAGUAGUGCGGAUAUUUUCGGAAGACUACCCAUCAGUUUGCUCAGUCAAGAUCGCAUCGAGACCUUUCCAAGACCACUCCCUCUUUCAGAUAACCAGAUAGAGCCAAGGACUGCAAAGAGCUGCCACGAGCCACCUUGGCACGGAGAUGACACCACUUACGUCCCAGGGCUAAACUCGUUAAGCGACUUGUUCCUCAUCUGGCAAGAGGUGCAGCAAGUUCCCGAGGGUAUGGAACCACAGGUAACUAUCACGAGAUAUCUUGGAAAGAUUCAACAGGUUCUGGAUAAUCUCCCGCCCGAGCUGCGAUGGCGUGGUGGUCUGUCCCGUCCCGCUAACGUUACAGAAGGGCAUGAUGUCCAAAUCGCCAAUUUAUUUGUGACGAGCCUCAAUAUCCGCUCCAACAUUCUUCAGAAGUUCGGUCCGACAGACAAAAGCGCAGAAGACCACCAGAAAAUCGUAGAUGACCUAUUAGAGAUCCUGUACCAUCUUCCCCGCGCUGUCUUUGAUGCCAACGGCAGCAGCCUCGUCCCCAAGAUUCGGGACAUUGGAGCAGCCUACCUUGAACAGUUGGGGAGUGGCGUGGGGGAAGUGGAGAUAGGAGAUGCGAGAAUUAAACUGCAGCGAUUACUUCGGAAGCUGGAUGAUCUAGACUGUUGGCAGGGAAUUGGUGUUCUCGACACUCCGCCAUUGAGGGUAGAUACGUGA